Messenger RNA from Cinara cedri, 2136 nucleotides. The record is from the annotation of a GenBank genome assembly. Lineage: Eukaryota; Metazoa; Arthropoda; Insecta; Hemiptera; Aphididae.
AUGUCGUCAUCAGAUAAAGGUAUAAUAUAUAAUGUAUAUAUACCUAUAUGUAAUAUAUAUUGAAUGUUUGUAUGUUUGACAGUUUAAUUACUACAAAUAGAGCUAUAAACACUUAUUAUAUUUAAAAUCAUUUUUUUCUAUUUCAUUCAAUAAUUUUUAAUCAUGAAAUGGUUAUUAUUUAAAUAUUUAAUUCAGAAUCUCUUGACUAGGUUAAUAUGGUAGUCUGACUGUUGAAUGUACUUAAAUGUACAAAUGUAUUGAUUAUGAAUUGUUUAUAUUUAUACCAUAUUUUAUCAUAAAGCACUUCUUGAUGACAACAGUAUAGCGAUCAAUGAUUUACCAAACGAUACAGAAGCAGCCAUUAGAUAUAUUAAGUCAUUGUUACCAGCAACUCUUAAGGACACAUUGAAGUAUCCACAAAUUGUUUUUAUAAAUCAACUUUAUGAUGUCAUUCAGAAUAAAACAUUGAUUAAUAAAGAACUGGUCAGUUAUUAUUAUAGUUUUAUAAUUUUAGAAAUAUUUUAAUAUUUUUUUAUAAUUUAGGAUAUAUUAAGAAAGCAAUGCAAGAUACAAGAAUUUACAAUUGGAACAAGUGAUUUUUCUUCAGCUUUAAUAUUAUAUGAAGAUUAUGUAAAGUAUAUAUUAAACAUUUAUCCAGAUAAUAAAUGUAUUAACAAAUUUUUAAAUACUAUUCUACCACAAAUAAAAUCAUUUGGAGUGGAAAAAUGUGCUUUGAAACAAAAGUUUAAAUUGCAACAAUAUGAAUUGACGUAAAAAAAUUAAUUUUAACUUUAAAUUUCAUUUGUUUUUUAUUGUAUAAUAACUUAAUUGUUAAAUAAAUGUUUAAUUGCUUUCAGGGAAUUAAUCAAUUGUGGGCUUUUAUUGAUUAAAAAUCAAGAUAAUUAUUGGAUUUCUUUUCCAUCUUCUGGUAAUUUUAUCAGACGUUACAUUGAAGGACGAAAAUAUUUAAUUCAAAUAAUUAAACGGCGGAAAUUCCAAGAAAUAUUAGAAAAUGUAAGUUGUUUUUAAAUAGGUAUAUUAUUUAAUUCUACUAAUAUUUAUCAUUUUAAAUAACUUCUUUAUUUUCUGCUUGAGGAUUAAUGAAACUAUCCAGAUAUGUUUAUGAAUCGUAAAAUAAAAUUAAUGUACAAUUUUUAAAAGGUAUUUUAGUACUUGUAAUAUAGUGUAGUAUUAAAAUAUUACAUUGAAGUUCUAAAAUUGGAUAUGUUAACUAAUUGUUUUAACUAGUGAAGUUAAAAGUUACUUUUCUUGAAAUUUGUUUACAACUAUACAUUCAACGUAUUUUGUACUUUAAUUUUUAAUAUAUACAUAUAACUUUUAUAUAUAUACUUACUUGCUAUUUUUAAUAAUACAUAGGUAAACCAUUUGUUUUCUCCAAAAACUUUGUUAAUAACUUAAGUUUGAACAAAAUGAUUAAGUCAUCUUCAAUCAUUCUAUUUUCUAAAACUAAUGAAGUUAAAAGUUACCGCAAAAUAACUAAUAACUUUUUAACUAGUUAGGACUGUCACCUAUUUUGAAGUUCUUUAAUAAGUUAACCUUUUAAAUAUCUCUACAAGUAAUUUAAACCAGACAUUUUCUAAAUAGUAUAACUGUCUAUGCCUUCAUCUCAACUAUUUGGGGUUGGCUACCCUCAACUUAAACUUCCAGUUGACCUUAUUCCACAUAUUAUUACAUACACCAGUUGUUCUCUUACCAUUCUAAAUUGUAUCUAUCAACCUCUUUUUCGGACUUCUUCCCAUCUUUCCUCCUAUGUUUAUUUUCAUUACCAUUCUUACUGCUUCCAAUUCUUCUUUAUAUAACAUUCUGUUUUAUUAAUAACCAUUAUUUUUUAUAAUUAAUAAUUAAAUGUUUCUGACCUAACCAUUUGUAUUUAUGUUUUAAAAAUAAAAUGUGUAAUAUAUGUAGUAUUUUUCUUAUUAUAGGACUUAGAAGUUCGAUGUGCCAAAGUGUCCAAAAUUAAAGAAUUUGGUUUUAAAUAUUUUUUGCAUGCUAUUAAAGGAUCAGAGGAUAUAAUUACGUAAUUUAACCAGAAUUAAAUAAUUAGACUUUUAUUAAUGGAAUAAUUUAUUAUUUAGGAUAAAUACAACAUCUGGAUGUCUUUUAAGAAUUGUUUGA